Messenger RNA from Habropoda laboriosa, 1420 nucleotides. Its product is annotated as calcium release-activated calcium channel protein 1-like. The coding region runs from base 344 to 1420 and encodes 358 amino acids. The transcript has 2 exons. Gene Ontology annotation, molecular function: store-operated calcium channel activity. Gene Ontology annotation, cellular component: membrane. Lineage: Eukaryota; Metazoa; Arthropoda; Insecta; Hymenoptera; Apidae. Gene Ontology annotation, biological process: store-operated calcium entry. The record is from RefSeq and is a predicted model, not a curated record.
UAACGUCUCGAGAAAUGUACGGUCGCUUGGCACCCCGAAAGUGAACGCAACUGACAUUCAGUGCCGUUGGAGAGUACACGUUAAAACUGUCGAUAUGAGUAUGGUCGCGAUUUGGUGGUACGUGUUCUUCGAAUUGUAACAUUUUGACGAUAAUCGUCGAAAAGAAGAGCAACGGAAUGCGGUGGAGGAAUUGAAACAUAUGAUAAUCGGCGGCACGGUGAUUGUGUAAACGUGUGCAGUGACUCAAUCCUCUGGAAGGGAAACAAUGGUAACGUCGGAGGUUUCUGACAACCUUGCCGCUAUUCUUUGACUCCUUUAACUGAUAGAUCUCGACGGAGGAAUUAUGUCGAAUAAUAAUUUAAGCUCGAUGGUAGAGAAAGACACCUCCAGCAGGAGCAGUAUUUUAAUUCAAGAUGAAAAAGCAUCUGGUGAAAAAUAUGGAAAAAGUAACACGAUGUCUAUGUAUAGGAGUAACGAAGAAUUAUCAGGGAAAUGUAGCAAAUCUACUCAGAUUGACUUCACGCAAUUCUCUCACGGUAACCAGAGAAUAAGACCAACUUCUUUAGCAUAUUUUCCUAAGCAGUCACAAAUGAGCGAGUCUAGUUCUUGUUACAAUUCGAAGAGUCCUUUAUACCCGGUUCAAAGUGAGCUUGUUCUAUCGCCAAGGAACAGACACAAUCGUUAUGUAGCGUUAGAUAUGAGAUCGAUGGGUAGCCUUCCGUUUUCAAACAGUCAUAUCUCAGCGAAUAAUGCAUCGUACACAUGCUGUUGCACUUGUGUGGGAUCACCUGUGCCACCGACGUCUUCUUCUCAUCACACAGAAGAACAAGAUGGUCCUGAAGGUCUCUCUUGGAGGAGACUUCACAUGAGUAGAGCUAAAUUAAAAGCGACAGCGACCACGUCGGAACUGUUGAGUGGAUUCGCGAUGGUGGCUAUGGUCGAGUUACAAAUAAACGAACCAACCGCGGUGCCUGAAUGGUUGUUUGUAAUGUUCGCUGUUUGCACGACGGUCCUAGUAUCAGUUCACAUCUUUGCUUUAAUGAUAAGCACGUAUUUAUUGCCUAAUAUCGAGGCCAUCAGUAAGCUUCAAGUGUCUCGACUCGUCACGGAGUCUCCUCAUGAAAGAAUGCGUGGCUUCAUCGAACUGGCUUGGGCAUUUUCCACGGUGUUAGGGCUGUUCCUCUUCCUCGUGGAGGUUGCCAUACUGUGCUGGGUGAAGUUCUGGGAUUACUCGUUUACUGCAGCCACUGCCAGCACCAUCAUAGUGAUACCUGUCCUCAUAGUGUUCAUCGCAUUCGCCGUACACUUUUAUCACUCGUUGGUGGUGUACAAAUGCGAGUCCUCGGUGAGCGAUAUGAAUGAGUUGGAAAGCAUAAAGAAGAAUCUGGACAAUGUGACGAUGGGGCAAAGCAGCGUGUAA